CCAACCUCACACUCACACAAACACAGUUACUGAGACCGCCUCUCAUCUCUCUCUCUGUCUCUCUCUCAAACCCUCCCAUCACCGCUGAUCUCCCUCCUCCUCCGCUGUCUUUGGCGAGAGAGAGCUGUGGUUAGGGUUUCCGAUCCUCGGCGAAAGUGAACUCAGAUCUGCAACGAUCGAGGCCAGAACAAGGCGUCGCCGCUGGUGAACAAGGUGUCUCCAUCACUGUGCUUCUUUCUCUCUGUUCUUGUGCAGAAGUUGCCUUUUUGCAGAAGAUGAGUUUGAUUUCUCAAAACGUGGUUCCUAAAGACCAAACUGAGAAGGUUAAGAGGAAGGCUUCUGUCCAGCCUUCUCUCUUGGAAGCUGACCAAGAGAUUGAAGAUAGAAAAGAGAACAAGUCAGUUGCAUACAAAAAAAAGAAGAGAAAGGAAGAGCGCAAGGAAGAGGACAAGAUGUUGGAAAUUGAGGAGGGAAAAAAAAUGAAGAAGUUGGAAAACUUUUUGUUUGGUUCUUUGUACUCCCCGGUUGAAUUUGGAAAGGAAGAUGAUGAGGAAUUGAGAGAAGAUGGGGUUGACAAAGGUUCUGCUUUGUUCUUUACAGAUAAGUCUGCAAAUAGCAUACUUUCUGUUUAUGAAGAGGAUGCAGAAUUCCAGGAGAGUAGUGAUGGUGAAGAGGAAGCCGGGCAAAGAAAACCCGUAUGGGUGGAUGAUGAAGAAGAAAAGGCCAGUAUAAAUAUAGCUAAAGUCAACAGAUUGAGGAAAUUGAGGAAGGAAGAGGAUGAGAGUGUGAUCUCUGGUUCCGCGUAUGUGUCUAGAUUAAGGGCUCAUCACGUAAAAUUGAACCCUGGAACAGAGUGGGCCCAACUUGAUUCACGACCCAGGAAUUACAGUUCUGAUGAUGAAGAUUCCAAUAUAGAAAAUGGGGCAGCUCACAGUUAUAAUGAUGUUGAAGGUGUCGACGACAUUCUUAGAACAAAUGAGGACCUUGUUGUGAAGAGCAAUGUGAAGCUAUUGCCUGGACUCCUUGAGUACUCAAGAUUAGUAGAUGCAAAUGCAGAUGAUCUUUCCAAUUCUCCAAUAAAUUCAGUUCAGUUCCACAGAAACGCUCAAUUGCUCCUUACUGCUGGAUUAGAUAAAAAGCUGAGAUUUUUUCAGAUAGAUGGCAAAAGGAACACCAAAAUACAAAGCAUUUUUCUAGAUGAUUGUCCCAUUCAGAAGGCGUGUUUCUUACCUGAUGGAUCUCAAGUAAUAGCAUCAGGAAGAAGAAAGUUUUUCUAUAGUUUUGAUCUAGUGAAAGCUACGGUAGAUAAAAUAGGCCCACUAAUUGGCCGAGAAGAGAAGAGCUUGGAAGUUUUUGAGGUUUCACCCGAUUCUAAUACACUUGCUUUUGUGGGGAAUGAAGGGUAUAUUUUGUUAGUUUCAUCCAAAACAAAGGAACUUAUUGGAACAUUGAAAAUGAAUGGGACUGCUCGAUCAUUAGCGUUUGCUAAUGAUGGGCAGCAUUUGCUGAGCUCUGGGGGCGAUGGACAUGUUUACCACUGGGAUUUGAGAACAAGGGCUUGCUUCCACAAGGCUGUUGAUGAAGGUUGCAUACAUGGUUCGGCUCUUUGUACUUCUCCAGACGGAUCUUUGUUUGCAGCGGGUUCAGACAGUGGGAUUGUGAAUGUUUACAACAGAGAAGAGUUUUUAGGGGGAAAGAGAAAGCCAAUCAAGACCAUUGAAAAUCUCACCACAAGUGUGGGUUUUAUGAAAUUCAACAAUGAUGCUCAGAUUUUGGCCAUCAGUUCGAGCAUGAAGAAGAACAGUCUCAAGCUAAUUCACGUUCCAUCAUUUACUGUGUUCUCUAACUGGCCUCCACCAAAUCGGACACUACAUUAUACGUGUUGUUUGGAUUUUAGUCCCGGUGGUGGUUUCAUGGCUGUGGGAAAUGCUGCUGGAAAAGUGUUAUUGUACAAGUUGCAUCAUUAUCAUUAUGCAUAGAGAGCAAAUCUAGCUAAUAUCAGCAAUAUUCUAUUACAGGGAGCUCCCAAGUCAAUGCAGCGUUCCUCUUUCCCAUUGCGGUGUUUCAAGUGGAUGUGAGCUUUUAAGGCAUUCAGUUGCAGAUUGAACACUGCUUCUCUAUUUUGUUUUUGUUUUUUAUAUUUGUCAUGAAUCACAUUUUGUUUUUCAUAAUAUGUUUUGUAGAACGUUUCACAGUUGAACUUCUAGUAUUUUCCUGUAAUUUUGCUGGAUGAUGAUUAAUUUAUGAACUAGCUGGUUGUAGUGAAAGUUUGAUUUGGUCAUCA
Camellia sinensis is the source of this 2284-nucleotide messenger RNA. Its product is annotated as U3 small nucleolar RNA-associated protein 18 homolog. Lineage: Eukaryota; Viridiplantae; Streptophyta; Magnoliopsida; Ericales; Theaceae. Gene Ontology annotation, biological process: rRNA processing. The record is from RefSeq and is a predicted model, not a curated record. Gene Ontology annotation, molecular function: protein binding. Gene Ontology annotation, cellular component: small-subunit processome; Pwp2p-containing subcomplex of 90S preribosome.